UAAUAGAAAACUUGGAUUGGAAGACAGGACCAUACAUGACUUGGACAUCACCUCUUCGUCUGUGGCCAACCUUGUCGGCGUGUGGUGGCCUUGGUUCGCACGGUUAAAUGGAGACUUCGCCUGGCUACCGCAUCUAGCUCUGACUACGGGAUCAUGGAUACAGGUGGACAUGAAAGAGCUGAAGACUGUUACUGGUGUGAUAACCCAAGGGUAUGAUGGCCCACAGGACAAGUUCUGGAUAACAAGUUACCGCAUUCUUUACAUGGACGCCAACUGGAGAUGGGAUAUCAUAAGAGACCAACAUAACGUAACGACUUUCCCCGGGAAUACGGAUGCAGCUAUACAGAAGACGAACAUGUUUGAGAGACCCAUCGUCGCGCGGAUGGUACAGCUCCACCCGGCGACUUGGCACGGACUCCCGGCUCUCAGGAUGGAGCUCCUGGGAUGUGACUUUAACGGACCAGCUGACAGCAACAGUACGGCCUCGCAGUCUAACUCUGACAUGAGGACAAGGCAGCCUACGUCAUCAGCACAGGCUUUGAUUUCCAAGAAUGGCGCCAGCGUUGGCGGUGCAGUAGCAGCUGGGAUCGCUACUCUUAUCACUAAGACCCUCUACGGUAGCCUCGCAACAAUCUGGCAUUGGUGAUGAAGCCUACUGGUACAAAGCACCGCUUAGCGGAAUUAUGAGGAACUGCAUCUUGCUAUGUAUCAAAGCUGGGUGUCUAAUCUUGUCACCUAGCGUUGAACUGUAGCCUACAAAUUACCAUGAUAGCUUAUAUACUUUUUGAACGUGAACUUCUCCUUUGAAGUUUUCAUUUGCUCCUUAUGCAAUGAUAGCCAUGUAUUUUUGUACAAAUAUCCGCAUUUCUUUGCCAGUCACAACUGUAUGUUUAACUAAUGGUAGCUGGACUCUUUGCAAUUGUUUUUCUCUUCUUUUUACAUAUUCACUUGUGCUUAGUAACGAUGGAACACAAUCAAGAAGAUUGUCAUACAUUGCAGUUCUUGGUGAGGAAUAUCCAUGAAUAAACUGACCGGUCAUUUUGAAACAUUGUAAAGAUGUAAUCACAAAUGGAAGCAAUCUGAGGAUAACUUGAUUGAAGAAAUUAGAAAUAUGAAAUUUUCUGCUUAAUAAAGGCAACUCCCUUUACUUCUGUAC
Branchiostoma floridae (Florida lancelet) is the source of this 1156-nucleotide messenger RNA. RefSeq names its product lactadherin-like. NCBI's taxonomy places the organism in Eukaryota, Metazoa, Chordata, Leptocardii, Amphioxiformes, Branchiostomatidae. Bases 170 to 646 code for a protein of 158 amino acids. The record is from RefSeq and is a predicted model, not a curated record. The transcript is spliced from 4 exons.